AUGCAAAGUGCUCCAGAUGACGACUACAAGUUAAUUUUCGUUUACCAGGAUCACCUCACAAAAUUCGUCUCGUUGGGGGCUCUGAAGACAAAAACGGCAAAAGAAGUAGUCGACAACAUCGUAUCGAUUUUUGGAACCUUUGGUGCUCCCCAAAUUCUUCAGACAGACAAUGGCAGAGAGUUUGCAAAUAAACUCUUGGAAGAAGCCGUCGCUCAAUGGCCUGGUCGCAAGAAUCCUUCACGGGAAACCGCGCCAUUCGCAGUCACAAAGAAGUGUAGAACGAGCAAACGCGGAUAUCGAGGAUAUCUUGAGCGUUCAUCAAAGAGAAACAAAAACUACCGGCGAUUACUAAGGAAGAAGUUGUCAGACGUUUCGUCAGACGACGACGAAAUCCAGCAAACAAGUGUCUACAAGGAGGAGGAGGAGGAGGAGAAAACGCUUCAGGAAGAUAAUUCUACUCGUUACGCCGAUCUACGACCUGUAAGCUUCAUGGGUUCAAUUGAGAGUGGCGUUGAGAAAUUUCCUGAAUUCGCAAAUCAGGGGAAUAAUGACGCCGACUUUCAACUUGGGAUUGUUGGCCCAGUGCUUGGUGUUCAAAAAGAUGAGGGGCAAGCGGAAAUCGAUUGUCUACACGAUUCGAUUAUGAUGGAAAGACAUGGAGCCCAUUCUGCUCAAAAGAAUCAGGCACGAAAGAUGCUUCACGCCAGUGAACAAAGAUUUGCACCAAUUGAUGUUGGACAAAAUGUUUUCAUGCCAAUUCCUUGUAUCGAUCGACCCAAGAUUGGACCACGAAAUUUGAAGGGAGUCGCCACAGCUGUAACCGAUGGUUUUUACUCAAUCGGGACACAAAAUGUGCGUCUUCGGCAAACAUUCACUAGGAAUCAACUGACUCCAUAUGGAGCUGAAUUCUUCUCGAUCAAUUCAAUUACGGACGGGGAGACAUCGUUGAGAACUGCUGUUGGGGCAGCAUCGAUCUCUGGGAGCCAAGGUCACACCCAUUGCUUGUGCCUGAGCGGAUGUACGACAAAU
Messenger RNA from Mesorhabditis belari, 1029 nucleotides. Lineage: Eukaryota; Metazoa; Nematoda; Chromadorea; Rhabditida; Rhabditidae. The record is from the annotation of a GenBank genome assembly.